Molecule: messenger RNA, 1631 nt
Organism: Aspergillus pseudonomiae
Lineage: Eukaryota; Fungi; Ascomycota; Eurotiomycetes; Eurotiales; Aspergillaceae
Product: tRNA(Thr) (cytosine(32)-N(3))-methyltransferase
Exons: 1
Coding region: 100-1209 (369 amino acids)
Molecular function (GO): tRNA (cytidine-N3)-methyltransferase activity
Source: RefSeq, a predicted model, not a curated record
CUUCUUCUCCGCAACACCAUUUCUUUCCCCUCCAUUGAUCGCGGUCUAUUUUGUAUUCCCUCGUUGAGCCGCAUAACGUUCUUUUCAGUCUUGAGGAAGAUGGCUCCAGAUAACGCUCACUCCUAUGAUGACAUUAUAAAAGUCACCCAAGAGGUUCAACCUCCCAUGAUUGCCCCGCAUCGUUCGCACGACCCCUCCAACAAUCUCAAACGCAGUGAUCCCUUUCAAUUCGGUUCUCGCUACCUGGAACAAGGCGACGACGUCUUCGAGUUCAAUGCCUGGGAUCACGUCGAACCCGACGACGAAUUCUUAGCCUUCGCAGAAGUCCAAUACGCUAAACAGCGCGAGUCGCCCGCAUCGGACUUUGACAAGUUUCGUUUCAAUGCAGACCCCGCCAAAUGGUGGAACUUGUUUUAUAAGAAUAACACAGCGAACUUUUUCAAAGAUCGCAAGUGGUUGCAGCAGGAGUUUCCCAUCUUAGAAGAGGUUACCCGUCCCGAUGCCGGAAAGAAGGUCGUUCUGGAGGUGGGCGCAGGCGCAGGAAACACGGCAUUCCCGUUGAUCAACAACAAUGCGAACGAAGAACUCAUGGUCCAUGCGUGCGACUUUUCGAAAUAUGCCGUCAAGGUUAUACGGGAGAGCGAGCACUAUAACCCGAAGCACAUCACUGCGGACGUGUGGGAUGUCGCUGCCGAACCCGAUGAGAACAAUGACUCCCUUCCUCCAGGGCUGACGGAGGAAUCAGUUGACGUCGUGGUUUUGAUCUUCAUUUUCUCCGCCCUCAACCCGAACCAGUGGGAAAAGGCCCUUCGCAAUAUCUACCGGGUCCUGAAGCCCGGUGGUAAGGUCUUGUUCCGUGACUACGGCCGGGGAGACUUGGCUCAGGUUCGAUUCAAGAAGGGUCGGUAUUUGGAUGAGAACUUUUACGUACGUGGAGACGGCACUCGUGUGUUCUUCUUUGAUAGAGAUGAGCUGGAAGAAAUGUGGGGUCGGUGGACACUCGAGAAGGGUCUCCCGGAGAAGGCCGAAGGUGAAAAGGCCGUUACCGGCGAGAAUGACGGUGCUUUCAAAAUACACGCCUUGGCAUAUGACCGGCGGUUGGUGGUCAACCGCCAGAAGAAACUGAAGAUGUACCGUUGCUGGAUCCAGGGCCAUUUUGAAAAGCGCGAGAAGGCUGUUGCAGAGAAUGACGAAAAGAGCGAGUCGUGAUCGGGGUUUAUUGAAAAUACUUAAGCAUACAGCUUACUGCAAUGCGCCUUGCAUUCGCCUCCGAUUUGGCGCUGCUGGUCCAGGCAACUCAAUUCAGGACCGAUUGGCUUGGGAAUCCCAGAGUACUGGGUUUGAAGGGCCUAUCAGCUUGCACAACGUGUCACGAGAAGAUAUUCGAUGCCUCCGCACGCAAUCUUGUCAGGUCUUGCGGAGACCCUCGACUACAGCUGGCUUAGCACUAUGCACCACCAUGGACGACAUGUUUGCUAGAAAAAGCUCCGCUCAUAGAGUACUUCACGAUGUUAUGAUGAUAUAUGCAUGUAUCUAUAGAUUUCAGGAUACCAGCCCGAUAAACUUGCUAGAAUUUGACCGACUUUGUCUAGAGUAUGACAACUGAACAUAUAAACUCGAUACAAGCAUGA